Molecule: messenger RNA, 2513 nt
Organism: Rhinichthys klamathensis goyatoka
Lineage: Eukaryota; Metazoa; Chordata; Actinopteri; Cypriniformes; Leuciscidae
Gene: kitlga
Product: kit ligand a
Exons: 10
Coding region: 307-1122 (271 amino acids)
Biological process (GO): positive regulation of cell population proliferation; cell adhesion
Cellular component (GO): plasma membrane
Molecular function (GO): cytokine activity; stem cell factor receptor binding
Source: RefSeq, a predicted model, not a curated record
CGAGAGAAACUGGGGUGGGCGGGAGUGCGCAGAAGUCACACGAUAAAAAGGCUUUGCUCUUGGGAAAAAAACUCUUGAUUCUUUCCGCAGCCUUCCGUUCUCCAUCGUGCGGUAUGAAGCAUCUACCUACCUGGAUACUUACCAUCAUUUCGCAGAUUUAGGUGACUUUCUUUCCCUCCCGACUUGGAUUCUACUUUAUGAUGAUUUUGGAUAUGUACCUUUGGGAUGAAGAAAACCCUUUCCCUGCCCGCCGAAGUAAGAUAAAAUAGGGUUUCGCUGACAUUGGAGUUACUCCUCUCGUUCCAUAUGAAGAAGUCAAACAUUUGGAUAUGCACCUGUGUCCAUUUAUUGCUGUACAUUACAGUUGCUGCCUAUUCCAGUGAAAUAGGAAAUCCCAUUACAGAUGACAUCAGGAAAAUUUCUUUGUUGAAACAGAAUAUUCCAAAAGACUACAAGAUUACAGUACGUUAUAUACCUAAAGAAGUGAGUGGUAUGUGCUGGGUGAAGCUAAAUGUAUUUCACUUGGAGGUGAGCUUAAAAGGCCUGGCGCAGAAGUUUGGGAACAUAUCCUCCAAUAAAGAUAAUAUAGGCACUUUUGUCCAAAUACUGCAAGAGAUGCGGUAUCAUAUUGGACAUGGCUUGGAGGAUUCGAUGCUAGAAUUCGAGUGUCAUUAUGUAGAGGAGAUGUGGCUUACGGCAAAGUAUUUUGAAUAUGUGGAGGACUUUUUCAACACUGCCAAUUCGUCGAGAGAGGCCGAGGAUUGCGAGCCCCCGCCAUGUCCCACGUCCACAAAAACAACAGUAACGACAACUACAACGAUGUCGACAACGUCAGCGCAACAUAGUACAAAUGAGAAACGUAACGGUUUGCCUGAUGACCCCGAAAAAGGGGCAUUCCUUCCGAAAGUUGUGGAGAGCAGUCUUAUGUCGCUCCUCGCCAUCCCGUUCAUCGCAGUGGUGUUUUUGUUGGUGUGGAAGAUUAAAUCUAGAAGAAACGCCCCCCAAACCGAACGGAGUCCAGAAGAAGGUCCCGCCCUUUUCUCAGGAGAGGAAGCCAGUGUACCCCCAUUAGAUGUGGAGAUAUCUGAAAAAAACAGAUUAAAUAUUAUCAUGGCAGUGUAAAUCCACCCCCAUCUUAACCAACGCAGUCACUGCUUCAGACGGCACAACGGACAGGAACAAACAAGUACCACCUCCGAAAGAUUCUCUUACUGAACUUCUAGCUGUGAAGGACACAUACAGGCCUGAAACUGCUCUUUGAGAACUGAUGCCCUCUUAUCAACCACUGCUGAACCCAUUGGGGUAGAUACAGUUGCUCCUUUCUGAGAACUUCUGAGAGUCACACUUCAUGCUCUUUAACACUUCCUUCUCCUCUCGGAGACCGCAAGGAGACAGGAGGAAUUAGAUGAAAAACAGAACGAAAGCAACACGGCAUUGGAUUCACCCGGAGAUGUCAAAUAGCCAAGCGCAUUUUUCCGAGCGCAGGAUCCGCAGUUCAGAAGGAGGGCAGCCAUAUUAUUGCUUGAGAGCAGAUGGCUAUCGAAAAGGAGUUAAAGCAGAAUCGACUACCUCCAGCUGCUCUGGUCCAUCUCCUUCUUUCUUUCUUAAUCCUUGUUCUCUCUCUCUUUCUUUUGGUCUGGGCGUCCAAAUAGACGCCUUUUCAGUUUUUCUGAGUGCUUGAAUCAGUAAAGUAAUUUUCAGAUUGUAUCAUCUGAUUUGUGAAUUGUUUUUAUUAUCACUAUAGACUGGUGGUGUGGACUUAAUUUAUUUAUUUUCUGAAUAUGACAUGACACCUGCAUGGCAUCAAAUAUCCAAUGAGAUGACCAAUACACAAUCAUCUCUACCUUAAAAAAUAUCUCGCAAUCCUUAAUCGCUUGUGUACAGUAAACCCUACGUUCACACUAGCUACAACCUUGUAAGUACCAUUAUAGCUCCUCAUCUGAUAGACGCCGUUACGUGAAUGACUUUUAAUGCUAUAUAUCAUAUAUUAAAGUCUUUUCAGUACAUCCACGAUUAAUGCACUUAGUUCCGCAUUACAGCUUUUUAUAAAGUCUGUUGCAGUGUUUUUGAAGUCAUUCUGGUGGCUGCUAAUUUUAUAGACGACUCCGCUUUUGUCAAUGGUCAUGAGAGUUUUAUAGCUUGUAGAUUUUUGAUUUAGAAUAAAAAUCCGAUUUUUCUGCCAUUCCAGAAGCAAAUGUAUUAAAAUGCAUCAGUCAGACUUAAGAUCAAAACAAACUCAAGUAGUGUUACGUCAAACAAAACGGUACACCACAAAAACAACUUAUUCGAAUACAGAUAUUCAUCGGUCCUUUGACGCUGUCGGAAGAUUUCGCUAACAGUACAAACAAGUAACCGUAAUAGAAAACGUACAUGUAUGCUUCUACUCAUAUUUUUGUGCCUUUUCAUAGCAUGGCUCUCCCUGUAAAGAUUCUUUUUGGAUAACCAGCCAUAUAUUUAUUACGGAAAAAAUUAUGUAAUAAUGUUAUUGCACUAGUCAUAUAUAUAUAUAUAUA